Apaloderma vittatum (bar-tailed trogon) is the source of this 1879-nucleotide messenger RNA. Its product is annotated as kinase suppressor of Ras 2-like. Gene Ontology annotation, molecular function: protein kinase activity; ATP binding. Gene Ontology annotation, biological process: protein phosphorylation. Lineage: Eukaryota; Metazoa; Chordata; Aves; Trogoniformes; Trogonidae. The record is from RefSeq and is a predicted model, not a curated record.
AGUCAAGAAGAAGAACAAACCCCUGAACCUCAAGAUCCACAACAGCGUGGGAAGCUGCGAGAACAUCCCGGCGCAGCGCUCCCCGCUCCUCGCUGAGCGCUCCCUGCGCUCCUUCUUCGUGGGGUACCCGCCGUUCCUCCCCUCCACCCCUCCCGUCCACACCGAAGCCACCUUCUCAGCAAAUACGCUGUCAGUGCCUCGCUGGUCCCCGCAGAUCCCCCGUCGAGAUCUCGGAAACUCGAUAAAACACAGGUUUUCCACCAAGUACUGGAUGUCUCAGACCUGCACCGUCUGUGGGAAGGGAAUGUUGUUUGGCUUAAAAUGCAAAAACUGCAAGCUCAAGUGCCACAACAAAUGCACCAAAGAGGCGCCUCCGUGUCACCUGCUGAUCAUCCACCGCGGAGGUAAGGGUCUUUCUUCCCGCCUCCAGGGAUAUAAAACACCAGCAAGGUUAGUCCGGACGGAAUCGGUGCCCUGCGAUAUCAACAACCCCUUGAGGAAACCCCCCAGGUAUUCGGACCUGCACGUCAGCCAGACGCUCCCCAAAACCAACAAGCUCAACAAGGACCACAUCCCAGUGCCCUACCAGCCAGACUCCAGCAGCAACCCUUCCUCCACCACUUCCUCCACACCCUCCUCGCCGGCCCCGCCGCUGCCGCCCAGUGCAACGCCCCCGUCCCCCCUGCACCCCUCCCCGCAGUGCCCGCGCCAGCAGAAGCAGUUCAACCUGCCAGCUUCCCAUUAUUACAAAUACAAGCAGCAGUUCAUUUUCCCAGAUGUGGUGCCUGAAACGCCAACCCGAGCCCCGCAGGUGGUCCUGCACCCCGUCACCUCCAACCCCAUCUUGGAAGGGAACCCAUUGCUUCAAAUUGAAGUGGAGCCCACCUCGGAGAACGAGGAAGGCGCCGAGGAGGUGCAAGAAUCCGAGGAUGACUUCGAAGAGAUGAACCUCUCGCUCCUCUCCGCCCGCAACUUCCCCCGCAAAGCCAGCCAGACCAGCAUCUUCCUCCAGGAGUGGGACAUCCCAUUCGAGCAGCUCGAGAUCGGCGAGCUCAUCGGCAAGGGCCGCUUCGGGCAGGUCUUUCAUGGGCGCUGGCACGGCGAGGUGGCCAUCCGCCUCAUCGACAUCGAGCGGGACAACGAGGACCAGCUGAAGGCUUUCAAGAGGGAGGUGAUGGCGUAUCGGCAGACCCGGCACGAGAACGUGGUGCUCUUCAUGGGAGCCUGCAUGAGCCCUCCCCACCUCGCCAUCAUCACCAGCCUGUGUAAAGGACGGACUCUCUAUUCGGUGGUGAGAGAUGCCAAAAUCGUCCUGGACGUCAACAAGACGAGGCAGAUAGCGCAAGAAAUUGUGAAGGGGAUGGGCUACCUGCACGCCAAGGGGAUCCUUCACAAGGACCUCAAGUCAAAAAACGUCUUCUACGACAAUGGGAAGGUGGUGAUCACGGACUUCGGCCUCUUCAGCAUCUCGGGAGUUCUCCAAGCAGGCAGGCGGGAGAACAAGCUGCGGAUCCAGAAUGGCUGGUCCCCUGAGAUCAUCCGCCAGCUCUCGCCGGACACCGAGGAGGACAAGCUGCCCUUCUCCAAGCACUCGGAUGUCUUUGCGCUGGGCACGAUCUGGUACGAGCUGCACGCGCGGGAAUGGCCCUUCAAGACGCAGCCGGCGGAGGCAAUAAUCUGGCAGGUGGGGAGAGGGAUGAAGCCCAACCUCAGCCAGAUCGGGAUGGGCAAGGAGAUCUCGGACAUCCUCCUCUUCUGCUGGGCCUAUGAGCAAGAGGAGAGACCCACCUUCACCAAGCUCAUGGACAUGCUGGAGAAACUGCCAAAGCGCAACCGUCGCCUUUCCCACCCCGGGCACUUCUGGAAGUCGGCAGAGUAA